Messenger RNA from Rhopalosiphum padi (bird cherry-oat aphid), 1872 nucleotides. Its product is annotated as ubiquitin-conjugating enzyme E2 J2. The record is from RefSeq and is a predicted model, not a curated record. The transcript has 5 exons. The coding region runs from base 307 to 975 and encodes 222 amino acids. Lineage: Eukaryota; Metazoa; Arthropoda; Insecta; Hemiptera; Aphididae.
CAUUAGACAGUUGUUGUAGACUUGUAGUUCUUUUCAUUAAAUGAUAAAUAUGAUCCGUGAUCCGUCAUUGUGAAACAUAGACAUAAUAGAAUUCUGUGAUUAUGUCUAUGAUGUGAAAUGUAAAGUAUUUUUCUAUUCCAUUGAUGAUUUUUCUUAUCAAUAUUAUCCAUAAACCUUGCUAUGCUUACACAAAAUGUGUAUGUUGUAGUUUUUAAGUUUUAUCAUUAUUCCUAAUCUUCAAUAAUUUAGUAUUAGUUCAGAUUCUGAAAGUUGAAAGUUUUUUUGCAACAAUUGAACGAAAGAAUUAUGGCACCCAAAACAUCGUCAGCUACACUUCGUCUGAAACAAGACUACUUACGACUAAAAAAUGAUCCGGUGCCAUAUGUAAUCGCUGAGCCAAAUCCGUCUAACAUAUUGGAAUGGUACUAUGUAGUAAGUGGACCUGACGAUUCACCAUACGCUGGUGGUUAUUAUUUGGGAAGGCUAGUUUUCCCAAGAGAUUUUCCAUUUAAGCCACCCAGCAUUUACAUGAUCACUCCUAACGGCAGGUUCAAAACUAAUACUCGCCUGUGUUUAUCUAUAAGCGAUUACCACCCAGAUACAUGGAACCCAGCAUGGAGUGUAUCUACUAUACUUACGGGAUUGCUUAGCUUUAUGCUGGAGAAUAGCCCAACAAUGGGUAGUAUAGAGAUGACUGAUUACGAGAGGCGGCAAUUAGCUGCUCAAAGCUUAGAAUCAAAUGUACGUGACGAAAAUUUCUGUGAACUAUUUCCUGAACUUACCAUGACAAUACAAACUGAAAUUGAAAAACGGAAUUUGGCUAGAGCUAAUGAAGAGCAGUCACCAAGCAUGGAUAGUAGCCAACCUGAAAACAAUAUUCUUCACUCUGUUGUUUACAACAGUGUUGUAGUGGUCGGCUUUGCACUAUUCAUUUACUUAGUUAGGUAUGUUCUAUAUAACAUGAAUAUUGAGUGAAAUUUCCUACUCAUUCCCUUUAUUUUUAAUUAAUUAAAUUAAUUUUAUGUUUUGAAUAAAAUAUGAGUUGUAGUCAUAUGGAUGAAUAUUAUUAAUCACACAUUGAAAACAAUUGGUUACAACAAUUAUUUAUUUAAAUUGACUGAAUGAUCAACAGUUGUAAUCCUAGCUUUUUUUCUUAUCAUCUAAGUUUCUGAAAUUAACUAAGGUUAAACAAUAUAACUUGUUUUUUUCUUUUAUAUUAGACAGUAUGAAAAAAAAUACAAUUAUUGCAAAGUUCUACCUAGUAAUCCUAAAACUUUAUUUGGUCUAUUCAUUUAUUUUUCUGUAAUAUUUUGAAGUUGGUCUGAUAAUAUAAUAUAAAUACAAUUUGUACAUACUGCAAUUGUUUUGACUAUAAUGAAUUGUUAUUAAUUUUUUUGUUUUAUAUUUAAUCCAAAUGUUUGAGUGUUUGGAAUAAUUUGGUUACUAGUUUUUUAAUGUCUCUUGAAAUAUUUAUAAUACAUAUUUUUAUUUAUUUUGUUGUUGAUUUUUUAAAAUAUUUUUUGUUUACUGAAAAACUAUGUAUUUGUAUACAAUUUAUUUGAAUUAAUAAUUGUCGUUGAAAGAAAUUUAGUCCUAUAUUUAUGUAUAUAAUAAUUUACAUACAUUUUUUUAUUUAAUUAAUUUUAGCUAUUUUAUAUGUUGUAUGAAAUUUUUUUCAAAAAAAAUUAUUUUAGCCCCUAUUAGUCCAAUUUCUUUCUGCGACAAAUAUUUCAAAUAUUGUUAAUUAAUAAUUUAUAAUUCAUCAAUCAUAAUAAUUAAUAAUUAUUAAUUAUUAUGCAAACAUAAAAACUGUUUAAUAUAAGCAACAUAUUUAUCAAAUAUAUAAUAAAUAAAUACCUAUUUAUAAUGGAA